UCAAGCAAAUGGGUAAAGGAACCACAAGGUAAAAAAAUGGCACAAACUUUGUUGAUGCCUUCAUUUUGGAAUACUGUUGUGUUUGCCCUUAAGGUCUCGGGUCCUCUCAUCAAAGUACUUAGAUUGGUUGAUACCGAGAAGAAACCUCCCAUGGGAUACAUUUAUGAGGCAAUGGAUAGGGCAAAAGAAUGCAUUGCAAGUUCAUUUGAUCAUAAAGAAGAGAAGUAUAAUGAAAUCUUCGAAAUCAUCGACAAAAGAUGGGAUGUCCAAUUGCAUCGGCCUUUACAUGCAACUACGCAUUUUCUUAACCUAGAAUUUUUUUACCCAAAAGCGUUGGAGGUGCGAAAAGAUCAUGAAGUGAUGAAUGGGUUUUAUGAAUGCAUGCAAAGGUUGGUUCCGGAUGUCACUGUUCAAGAUUUGAUCACUAAUGAGAUGAGUAUUUAUAUGAAGGCUGAGAGUCUUUUUGGCAAGUCUGUUGCGAUUAGGCAAAGAAAUACAAGAGCACCAGCUGAUUGGUGGGCAUCAUAUGGUUCUUAUACUCCAAACUUGCAAACUUUUGCCAUAAAAAUCCUUAGCCUAACAUGUAGUUCAUCGGGUUGUGAACGAAAUUGGAGUGUAUUCGAACAUGUGAGUAUUUAACAUUCUAACUAAUUU
Messenger RNA from Camellia sinensis, 654 nucleotides. Lineage: Eukaryota; Viridiplantae; Streptophyta; Magnoliopsida; Ericales; Theaceae. The record is from RefSeq and is a predicted model, not a curated record.